ACUGACUGUCAAUUCAAGGAAUGCAACAAACUCAAACAAAGGCAGCAGCUCGUUCUUUCAAACGACACUCGUCCAGGUUGUCCCUGGUACAACAUCAAACUCAAAACAACCAAUGUGACAAAAAAUUGCAAUGACAUGAUCCCUUGUCCAGAUCCACCAAAGAUUCUCACCUCUCCAUCUGGACUCACUAAAACAGAGACAGAAAAUGUUACUCUCUCCUGCCGCUUUGACGGUAAACCUGUACCUAGGAUGGUGRAAUGGUUURCAAAUGSACAGAAACUUAACAUCAACACCAACUCGAGGCUGAGAGUCAGUCAAUCAGGAGAYUCUAGURGUGUCACAUCUUGGCUUACCAUCACCAAUCUGAACAGAACAGAUCAGAGCAACUUUACAUGUGUCAUCAGCAACAGUAUCCAAUCCAAUGUUUCUUCUUCUGCAAGACAACUUACUGUCAACUAUCCACCUUUCAUACGAGAUYCUCCACUCCACGACACCACAAACGAAUCAAGCACUGUUACGCUGAAUUGUGAAGUAGAAGGCAGGCCACGACCAACUGUAAAAUGGUUAAAAAACGGUUUUCCUGUUGACACAAAUGAUUCAAGAAUAACAUCUGCCAUUGCUGGGCUUCAUGAACGUUUCAACGAAUCGCUCGUGAUUCUAAAUGUCAGCCGGUUUGACGAGGGCGUGUACGCAUGUCACGCAUCUAAUGGUAUUGGAGAAAAUGUAUCGUCCACUGGAGCGAAUUUGACUGUACACUAUCUUCCAAAGAUAUCUGCAUCACCGCAGAAUGYUACAGAGAUUGAACAUCAACCUGUGACUUUWAAUUGUACUGUGCAAGGCAAGCCCAUAUCACAGAUAACAUGGUUAUACAGCAAUGUAAAGAUCAACACCAGAAAUAGCGUCAAGUACAGUGUUAGUGUCCCUUAUUUAGCAAGCAGUAGCGAGGUCGUUUUGAMGAUAAAUAACCUGRUGARAGGAGACGAGGGRACUUACCGUUGCAAAGCUGAGAAUAGCCUAGGMASCGAKUAYUCWCARCCAGCAUACUUGACUGUUUAUUGUAAUCAAUUAGGAGAUGCUACAAAUUCUACAUCUUCACUUACCAUCACCAAACUGAACAGAACAGAUGAGGGCAACUAURCMUGUGUCAUCAGCAACAUCGUCAAAACAAAUGUCAGUUCUACUGCAGCAAAGCUAACAGUCCAUUAUCCAUCUUUUGUUCGCGUUUCUCCACGUCAUACAACCAAAAACGAAUCAAGCACUGUUACACUGAARUGUGAAGUGGAAGGCAAGCCACAACCAACUGUAAAAUGGUUUAAAAACGGUAUUCCUUUCGACACAAAAGAUUCAAGAAUAACGUCUACAAUUGCUGGGUCGCAUGAACGUUUAGACGCAAUGCUCAUCAUUCAAAAGGUCAGCCGGUUUGACAAGGGAGUAUACAAAUGUCACGCAUCUAAUGGUAUUGGAAAUGUAGCGUCCACUGGAGCGAAUUUGACUGUACACUAUCCUCCAAAUAUAUCUGCAUCACCGCAGAAUGUUACAGAGAUUGAGCAUCAAUCUGCGAUGUUUAAGUGUACUGUGCAAGSCAAKCCCAUAUCACAARUAACAUGGUGGUACAACGAUGUUAAGAUCAACACAAGUGAUAGCGCCAAGUACAGUAUCAGUGGCYCUUCUGUAGCAAGCAGUAGCGAGGUCUCUUUGACAAUAAAGRGSUUGRUGAGAAGUGACGAGGGGAMUUACCGUUGUAAAGCUGAGAAUAGYCUAGGAACCGAGUAUUCUCAGSCAGCAUACUUGACUGUUUAUUAUCCACCAAAGAUUCUCACCUCUCCAUCUGRARUCACUAAAACAGAGGRAGAAAAUGUUACUCUCUCMUGCCGGUUYGAGGGSAAACCUAUACCUAGSAUGGUGGAAUGGUYUGCAAAUGGACAGAAACUUAACAUCMAYUCMAAMUCMAGGCUGAMAGUYAGUCAAUUAGGAGAUGCUACAAAUGCCACAUCUUCACUCACCAUCACCAAUGUGAAUAGAACAAAUGAGGGCAACUACACAUGUGUCAUCAGCAACAUUGUCAAAACAAAUAUUACUUCKUCUGCAGCACAACUUAYUGUCAAUUGUAAGUAG
Molecule: messenger RNA, 2115 nt
Organism: Exaiptasia diaphana
Lineage: Eukaryota; Metazoa; Cnidaria; Anthozoa; Actiniaria; Aiptasiidae
Product: hemicentin-1-like
Exons: 8
Coding region: 136-2115 (659 amino acids)
Biological process (GO): cell-cell adhesion
Cellular component (GO): cell-cell junction
Molecular function (GO): cell adhesion molecule binding
Source: RefSeq, a predicted model, not a curated record